UGUUGGUUGGGGCAGAGCUAGGUUGAUGAUGUGUAAGGAGGCUUAGGUGGAACCCUUACUUCCUGCUGCACUCCAUUGGUUUAUCUCGAUUCUUUGUACUGCUGUCCAAUCACGUUUUUGUGAAAGGGUAAACUCUAUUCUAUAGUCUAUCCUUUUUUCCCAUACCUCCUGCUGCUCAUGCUGUGUACUCUGUUACCUCUGGUCUGAUCUUGCUAGAAGAUGAUCCAUAGCCUUUUCUUGAUCAAUGGCUCUGGUGACAUAUUCCUGGAGAAACACUGGAAGAGUGUGGUGAGCCGUUCAGUCUGCGACUACUUCUUUGAAGCCCAGGAGAAAGCAGGGGAUGUUGAAAAUGUUCCUCCUGUUAUCCCCACACCACAUCACUACCUUAUUAGUAUCUACAGGGAUAAAAUAUUCUUUGUGUCGGUAAUCCAAUCUGAAGUGACUCCUCUUUUUGUAAUUGAGUUUCUCCACCGAGUUGCCGACACUUUCCAGGAUUACUUUGGUGAAUGCUCUGAAACAUACCUCAAGGAUAAUGUCGUGGUAGUGUAUGAGUUAUUGGAGGAAAUGCUGGACAAUGGAUUCCCUCUGGCUACGGAGUCGAACAUCCUCAAGGAGCUGAUUAAACCACCAACAAUCCUGCGAUCUAUGGUCAAUUCCCUCACAGGGAGCAAUAACAUGGGAGAAACACUACCCACAGGACAACUCUCCAACAUUCCCUGGAGGAGGGCAGGAGUCAAAUAUACUAACAAUGAGGCAUAUUUUGAUGUCAUUGAGGAAGUGGAUGCCAUUAUUGACAAAUCAGGUUCCACAGUGUUUGCAGAAAUCCAAGGAGUGGUGGAGUCUUGUGUCAAGCUAACUGGGAUGCCCGACCUUACUCUCUCUUUCAUGAACCCCCGGCUCCUGGAUGAUGUUAGCUUCCACCCCUGUGUCCGAUACAAGCGCUGGGAAUCAGAGCGGGUUCUGUCUUUCAUUCCCCCUGAUGGCAACUUCCGGCUGAUGUCCUAUCGUGUCAGCUCACAGAAUUUGGUGGCAAUUCCAGUAUACGUGAAGCACAACAUUAGCUUCCAAGAUAAUAGCUCGAGUGGAAGAUUCGAUGUGACUGUAGGCCCUAAGCAGAAUAUGGGAAAGACCGUAGAGGCCAUUGUCCUCACUGUGCACAUGCCGAAAGUAGUGCUCAACAUGAACCUCGUGCCAACGCAAGGGACGUAUACAUUUGAUCCAGUUACUAAGGUGCUGAACUGGGAUAUUGGCAAGAUCCUCCCACAAAAGCUCCCAAACCUUAAAGGAAUAGUCUCCUUGCAAUCCGGUGUUCCCAAACCAGAAGAAAAUCCCAGCCUCAACAUUAACUUCAAGAUUCAGCAGUUUGCAAUAUCAGGACUGAAGGUGAAUCGCUUGGAUAUGUACGGGGAGAGAUACAAACCUUUCAAGGGAGUUAAGUACCUCACCAAGGCAGGCAAGUUCCAGGUGCGCACAUAACGUAAAGCCCAUCAUAUUCCUGCACGGAGAAGAGGACAACAUUCAGAUCCUGUGUUACCUGUGGCACCAUACUUCAUACCUGAGCAGGAAUGUUAUCUGAUUUAAACCAGAAAAUGCCAAAAGAGAGAACUAUGCUAUUUCAGGAUCCCAUAGACAUUAUGCAGUGCUGAAAUAUUGUGUUACAGCCAAAAAAAUGGUACCAAAUAUUCUGUAGCAGAGAAAGCAGGCUUCUCCUUAUAGCAGUCUGUCUGCCGAGGGCAGCAAAUUUACAUUGAAGUGCCUGUAGCUAGAAAACUGCCCGAAGCUACAACUGCUGUACUUGUAUUACAAGUUUUUCAGAGCCUGCUGUGUACAAGAAACACACCUUUCUUCUUUUCAAAUGUCAGAUUGCAAGUAGAAACUUGCGUAGCGUACUUGGUUUCAGAUCUGUCAAACCUGAGGUUGGUGUAGAUUAAAUCAUUUGAAGCACUUGAUUCCUAUUGUGCAUUACCUGAUUUUGUUUAACCCGGUGAAGGACCAAAGUUUUAGAGCGAUAACCUCAGCAAGGUUUCCUAGAACUACUCUUACUCUAAAUAGGGGGCUCAAAGCCAAAACUGUGUUCAUUGCACAGAACGUUGAACUUGAAAUGGUUAAAAAGCAAAUUACUGA
This is a messenger RNA of Pelobates fuscus (common spadefoot toad), 2124 nucleotides long. It is a transcript of the gene AP3M1, whose product is annotated as adaptor related protein complex 3 subunit mu 1. Gene Ontology annotation, cellular component: clathrin adaptor complex; cytoplasmic vesicle. Lineage: Eukaryota; Metazoa; Chordata; Amphibia; Anura; Pelobatidae. The coding region runs from base 220 to 1476 and encodes 418 amino acids. The transcript has 10 exons. Gene Ontology annotation, biological process: endocytosis; intracellular protein transport. The record is from RefSeq and is a predicted model, not a curated record.